AUGGCUAUGGCCUUCUGGAAAAGUGAAAGGUCAUCGAGUUCAUCGGGUACAGAGAUUGAGAUUUGCCGCGACGAGAGGAUUUUGGGGGCGAAGAAGAAGAAUAAAAUCGGUAACGACAGAAGGAGGAUUAGGGUUGGGAUUAGUGGGGAAGACGUUGAACAAGCCAUGGCUAUGAAUCUACUGUUCCUUUUUUGUUCAAAAUUGAAACUUUUAGAACAUCAGACUGUAACUGAAACAAGACUUUUACAGUGCAGGGUUUCAAAAAAGGGGGAAUCAGAACGCCGUUUUCAUAUCUGGCGGCUGCGGCGGUGA
This is a messenger RNA of Fraxinus pennsylvanica, 312 nucleotides long. NCBI's taxonomy places the organism in Eukaryota, Viridiplantae, Streptophyta, Magnoliopsida, Lamiales, Oleaceae. The record is from the annotation of a GenBank genome assembly.